This is a messenger RNA of Lodderomyces margitis, 573 nucleotides long. Its product is annotated as succinate dehydrogenase cytochrome b subunit SDH3. The record is from RefSeq and is a predicted model, not a curated record. The transcript has a single exon. The coding region runs from base 1 to 573 and encodes 190 amino acids. Gene Ontology annotation, biological process: mitochondrial electron transport, succinate to ubiquinone; tricarboxylic acid cycle. Lineage: Eukaryota; Fungi; Ascomycota; Pichiomycetes; Serinales; Debaryomycetaceae. Gene Ontology annotation, cellular component: membrane. Gene Ontology annotation, molecular function: succinate dehydrogenase activity; electron transfer activity.
AUGAUUUCCCGUGUCGGUUUAUUAAACAAACAAACUAUAAAUUUAGUUGUCAAAAACACCAUCAACGUCACUAGAGCAAGAACCACUGCCCUUCAUGGUACUGCAGCUGCCAACUCCUUGCUUUUGAAAAGACUUGUAUCAACUGUUUCCUCCACACCAGAACAAGAACAAGAGGUACUUGUGGCACAACGUAAAAACAGACCUGUGUCACCACAUUUAGAUAUUUAUCAACCACAGUUAACGUGGUUAUUGUCCGGGUUACAUAGAAUCACCGGUGUUGCUAUGGCUGGUGCUUUUUAUGCAUUAACUUGUACAUAUGCUGCCACCUCACUCUUGAACAUUCCAUUUGAUGCUGCCACUUUAGUCAAUGCUUUUGCAAGCUUGCCAGUUUACUUACAAUAUGGUAUUAAGGCUGCUGCUGCUUUCCCAUUUGCUUUCCACUCAUUUAAUGGUGUAAGACAUCUUAUUUGGGAUCUUGGUAAAGAGUUGACCAUUAAAGGGGUCUAUCGUACUGGAUACAUUGUUUUAGGGGCUACAGCUGUUUUCGGAUCAUAUUUAGCCUUUUUCUGGUAA